CAUAAGCAGUACUAUAAUGGAUGUAGACAGCACAAUUUCCAGUGGGCGUUCAACUCCAGCCAUGAUGAAUGGACAAGGAAGCACUACUUCUUCAAGCAAAAAUAUUGCCUAUAAUUGUUGUUGGGACCAGUGCCAGGCUUGCUUCAACUCUAGCCCAGAUCUGGCAGAUCACAUCCGUUCCAUACAUGUAGAUGGUCAGCGAGGAGGGGUGUUUGUUUGCUUGUGGAAAGGCUGUAAAGUGUAUAACACUCCCUCCACCAGCCAGAGUUGGUUACAGAGGCACAUGCUGACGCACAGUGGGGACAAACCUUUCAAGUGUGUUGUUGGUGGCUGCAACGCCAGCUUUGCAUCUCAGGGAGGGCUAGCCCGCCACGUACCCACGCACUUCAGUCAGCAGAACUCCUCAAAGGUUUCGAGCCAGCCAAAGGCCAAAGAAGAAUCUCCUUCGAAAGCUGGGAUGAACAAAAGGAGGAAGUUAAAGAACAAAAGACGACGCUCAUUACCACGACCGCACGACUUCUUCGAUGCACAAACACUGGACGCGAUAAGACAUCGAGCCAUAUGCUUUAACCUCUCGGCGCAUAUAGAAAGUUUAGGAAAGGGACACAGUGUUGUUUUUCAUAGUACUGUAAUAGCUAAGAGAAAAGAGGAUUCUGGAAAGAUAAAACUUUUGCUUCAUUGGAUGCCUGAAGACAUUCUGCCAGAUGUAUGGGUGAAUGAGAGUGAACGACAUCAAUUAAAAACUAAAGUAGUUCAUUUAUCAAAGUUGCCCAAAGAUACUGCCUUGCUUUUGGACCCAAACAUAUACAGAACAAUGCCGCAGAAGAGGUUGAAGAGAACUCUGAUAAGAAAAGUGUUCAAUUUGUAUUUAAGCAAACAGUGAACGGCAUUUGCAAUCAACUAAAAAUUCGUCUAUCGAAUUAGGGCUGAAAGUCUGUUACAGAGUGUUGCAGUGUCUGGUGGCUCCCUUUCAGGACUAGGGCUUUCUCACGGAGUACAGUAUGUUGGUAUUUACCCGGAUAACUCAGUUUGUUAACGGUUUUUGAAAAACCUCUUUCAAAUUAGAAUAAUCUUCGUAUUUUCAGUUAACCUAUAUGACUCUAAUUUUUUUCUGAGGAAAGCAUUUGGUUUUUGAAUUCUUUUUUCUUAAUGUAAGAAAAAUUGUAUUUUUUUUAAAGUAUCUUCAAACUGAGUGAGUCUUUUAUGCACCAAAGUUGGUUUUGAAAAGGAAAAUAAAAAUCACUUUCUUGCUUGGUAAGCAAGAAGCCAUAUGGAAUUUUUUUUAACUUACAGAAAUGGAAAUAUGUGUAACUUGUUAGUAUUGUAUCAAACAAAUGUUCCAUAGAGUUAAUAGAACAUUGCUUGUAAAUAAUUCAGCAGAUUUGUAAUAUAUUUUUAUAUUAUGAAAUGUACUGUAGAUGUUUUUCUAGAGGCAUGAAAGUUAAAUGUAUAUAUUAUGGUAGAAAUAAUAUUGAAGGAUAUUGUAAUUCACUAGUGCUGCCAGAGGAAUUGUUAAUAAAGCACCUUCUUUAACAAUAAAUGUCUUUUGCAGACCUAAAGGACUAUGUACUACUGUUAAUAUCUCUAAGAGCAAAACGUAUUGAACAUCCUUCCAGAAAGUCUUUGAGGGAGGACCUGUACCCGUGAUAGAAUUAUGGCACUCGUUUCUGAUGGUGACCAUGGAGUCAGUGUUUCCCUUACUGUCGGAAGGACGUAUUGUAAAGUCCGUGGUUAUAUGCAGUCAGACUGCACAGAACACUCCUGAUGGAGGAGUCUUCACUUCACUACAGUGAUCUAAAACCAGCAGUUUUUACACUAGAUUUUUAAAAUUAAUAAUAGACAAAAAUAUAGAAUUAAACCUUUGGUUCCAAAAUGGGAAAGAGUUCACGAUGCGUAAAUCAUUUCUCAUUUGCUUUAAAAAAUGAUAAACAAAAUGGGAGGCGUUAUUUGUUAACAGUGGGGUGAAGAGCUAUAUCCACGAAAUGAGUCACAUAAAAUUCAAUGAAGUGCGAAUAAAAGCACUGCUACUAUAAGACGUUCUGGAACGGUUGUUUAAUAAGGGUGUUCUCCAUAUGACCUGUAGCAAAUGUGAUUUUAUUUUUUAAAUGAAAAGAAAAAGCAGCGUGCUUUUUUGCUAUUUUUGUUUUCUUUGCUUAAGCACUUCACCAAUUGCUUUAUUCUGUAUCUGGGAAGUAAUCUGCAGUCUCUCCUUUGUUCUUUUUACAUUUUGAUUUGUUAUACAAUUGCCAAAUAGAAGUGUUUCAGAUAUAUAGUUUGUACCUGUAUUUUUAUUUUAUUGCUUCAUGUUCUUGUAAGUCGUUCUUACUUGACCGAUGAUUGUAGACUUUGCUUGAGUAUUUUUUCUAAUAAAAACAAAGCAAAUCUCAUUUAGCUUCAAAUUGUAACAGUUCAAUUACAUUUUAAAAUGGCACCUGAAUAUACACAUCCAACAUUUUCUUUAGGAGCACAGUAAACACAUUAGUUUUUUCAUUGUAGCAGUGCUUAGAUGUCAAAGUCAAAUUUCAUGGUCAUUGAUUAGCCUUGGAAUACUCAGUCACUUAUAGUCCUUUCUGCUGCUUAUCUGACUUUGGUUUGAUAGUGUCAGCACACCAAAAAGCAUAUGGAAUUAAAAUGAGCUAAUUUUAUAACGUGUGUAUACACACAAUUAUGACUGGAAAAUAAGUGCGAACAUUUUCAUCUCUGUUGUUCAGUUAUUGAUACCUGCUCAUCUGUAGUGUUCUUGCUACCAUCUAUGUUCUUUCCGCUCCCAAAUACGACGUCUGUGAUAUGAUGCCUGACAUGACCUCUCGCUCCGGGUCCACGUGCAGUCUAGCACUGGGCAACCUCCGGCCUACACACGUAGCCCUCGUUUACGCAGUGUCUGUGGCUGCUUCUCCCUGUACCCGGGGAGGCGAGCGGCAGGACCUCCGGGCCUGCAAGCCUGAACGAUUUACUCUCUGGUCUUUCAGAAAAGUUGGCUGAUCCUUGUGAGGUGAUAAACUUUUGGAAGAACAAACUUAAACCUUGGAUUUUCCAUGUUGGAUUUAACUAUAAUAGUGUUAAUUUGGGUAAUAGGACAGUGCAUUCAAUUUCAGUGAAAGCUGUUUAAUGUUUUACAGUAAAUGUUGCCAUAUUAGACACCUGCAACAAAUGAUGUUUUGGGGGAACUUUUAUAUUGGACUUGUUAAUAGUUAAUCCAUCAUUUUACCAUUUGUAUUUUUGUAUUUUGUUUUACAAAAUAGAAGCAAAUGAGAUUUUGUAUAUCAGACUAUGUUUAAACCAUAAGGCACAUCUGCUUUAUUUAAAAGCAUUUUGAAGUAGAAAAUAUUGUAAAAUUUAAAGUUGUUUAUUUUUCUAAUAAACUUUUUCAGUACAUAAAUUUUCCCUACAGUGGCCACACAUUACUUUUGAAUUUCAGAUGAAACUAAGAUGGACAGUAAUUAGACAUAAUUUCAGAUUUGUUUUAUUCAUUGAAGUAUUGAUACUCUUGUCAGCACACCCUUGGCUAUAAGAUUUUUUUCUCUUUCACAUAUUAAUAAAAUGUUUUAAAUACGUAUUUACUCUUAAAAAUACAGAAUUUGCCAGCUGUUUAAAGCAUGUUCUGUGGUUUGCUCCUUGAUUUUUUUUUUUUAUUAAUACAUGGUGAACAAAAGUGUUAGAUUUUUAAAUAAAAUAUAAAAAUGGGUAAAUAGAGUUGAAGUAUUUUAUGUAUUUCAUGGGAAGAGGGUCUUUCCGUUUACUCACAGCUUUAUAAAAUUGUACCUCUACGUAAGUUUUCCAAAAGCAAACGAAUUUUUAGUUUAUGUAAAUUCUUCACACAAAACCUGAUACAUUUCUCAGGCCUAACGUGGACCUACAAAGAGAUACUUAUGAAAAAGUUUUAUAAAAAAGAGUUAAGUCAUGUAUCAUUUUUAGACUUCUUCUGAAAGAAAUGGUACAUUUUGGGGUAUCUAAUUUAAAAGUUUUCUAUUCUAAAAAAGUGCAAGAAUAUUUCAUAAAAGGAUAAAAAUGUUUUUAGAAAGAUUUCCUGCAUUCGUAUUUUCAAUUGUUAAAGACUGUGAUCUGGUAUAUGGCAUUUUGAAAUUCUAACACGACGGCUUUAAUAAAAAAACUUUAUAGAUUUUAAAAAA
This is a messenger RNA of Chinchilla lanigera (long-tailed chinchilla), 4130 nucleotides long. It is a transcript of the gene Aebp2, whose product is annotated as AE binding protein 2. Gene Ontology annotation, cellular component: ESC/E(Z) complex. The record is from RefSeq and is a predicted model, not a curated record. NCBI's taxonomy places the organism in Eukaryota, Metazoa, Chordata, Mammalia, Rodentia, Chinchillidae. Gene Ontology annotation, biological process: regulation of transcription by RNA polymerase II.